AAACAGCGCUGAGGUGCGCAAUCAGGCCAGUAAUUUCAUUGCAGAGACAGAUUUCAAGCGAGAUGUUCAAAGUGUGCCAUAAUUUAAAUAAUUUGUGAAGCUGCACGACCAGGAGACAAUUGCAUUUUUUCUUUUCUCCAUGUUCUCUGCGCGAUAAAGUAGACGACAUUACUCACACGUCGCGGCGCAAACUGUUCUCUAGCAAAUCUUCCAUCAGUGAAAAAUUUGUGGAGGAAAAACCCGACACCAGCAAUAAGGAUGAAUUCGAUACGACAGGUGCCAUCACGGAUGAAGAGUAAGAUGUGGGAAACUACUUUAGGCGAAGAAAGGGACCGUUUUGAAAGACAGCAGCUCAGCAGCAUCAAUAAAGCCAUUAACUCCUCUGAGACACCGGUGAAGGAGAAACAUGCUCGCAGGAUUAUCCUGGGAACUCAUCGAGAAAAGGGGGCGCAUACUUUUUGGUCCUAUGCUAUUGGACUGCCCUUGUCCAGUAAUCCCAUUGUUAGCUGGAAGUUUUGUCAUGUUUUACAUAAAGUUCUCCGUGAUGGCCACCAAAACACACUACAAGACUGUAUGAGACAUUAUAGUCGUAUUGCAGAGACUGGAACACUAUGGGCAAACAUCAGAGAUAAAUAUGCAUAUGGGCAGCUUGUUUCUCUAUAUACCAAGGUCAUCUGCUGUAAAUUGACGUUCCAUACUACACAUCCUGAAAUCCGAGCCAACCUAGAAGCCACAGAUGAAGUGCUGGAGCGUACAGCAGGAACAGACAUCAACAACGUUUUCCAGCUAACUGUUGAGGUGUUUGAUUACAUGGAUACAGAGCUUCGUCUUGCUGAGGCGGUCCUACGACAGCUCAAUACCUCCAUUGCCAUCUCAACAUUGACAACAGGACAGUGUAAACUAGCACCCCUUAUACAGGUCAUCCAGGAUUGUAGUCACUUGUAUCACUACACUGUCAAGCUGCUAUUCAAGUUACAUGCCUGUUUACCUGCUGAUACACUUCAGGGCCAUCGUGAACGCUUCCAUGAUCAGUUCCACAGCCUGAAGACUUUUUUUAAUAAAGCUAGAGACAUGAUGUACUUCAAAAGGCUUAUCCAGAUCCCACGGCUACCUGAUUCCCCUCCAAACUUUCUUCGGGCCUCUGCCCUAGCUGAGCAUGUAAAGCCCAUGGUUAUUAUCCCAGAUCAAGAGGAGCCUGAGGAAGAUGAUGAGCCUGAACCACUAAUAGAUGUCAGUGAAGCUUCUCCAGUUAGCAUGGCUUCCCAACCACAGGUUGACAUAUUUGAUCAGACCUUUGGGCCAGCAAAUAAUGGUUUUGCUGACAGGGACCUCCAAAUUGAGAGCUUGAAACAUGAAAUUGAAAUACUUCGAGCUGAAGUUGAGAAGAUCAAAGCUGAGGCUCAACGAUAUAUCACUCAACUGAAAUCUCAGAUCAACAGUCUUGAGGCAGAGCUGGAGGAGCAGAGAGUGCAAAAACAGCGUGCUCUUGUAGAGAAUGAACAACUGCGCAUGCAACUGGAGGCCACUCAACGAUGUGGUGCUGAAUAUGAAACAAUGAAAGCUACUUUUUUUGAAGCUGACAAGAAAGCUCAAGCUACAGAGCUCCGUUAUAACAAGCUAAAGGAGAAACAUGCUGAGUUGGUAGCCAACCAUGCAGAGCUACUCAGAAAGAGUGCAGAUACAGUGAAGAUGUUAUCAGCCACUCAAUUGACCCAGGAGGAGGUGGCAAGAACUAAACAACAGUUAUCUUUUGAAGUGGAGAGGAUCAAGCAGGAGUCUGAAAUGAAGCUGGAGGAGCAAAAGUUUGAAAUGGAUAAAUUGAGACGAGAAUUAGAAGAAAAGAUUGGAGAAAUACAACAAAUUAAAGGGAUAUUAAAGACUUGUGAAAAGGGCAGUGAACAGCUGAACAACUCCAUAAUGUCCAUGCAAGCAGAAAAGGAGCGUUUGAUGCGGUGUGUUAGUGAGAAGGAGGCUGAGCUAUCCUAUUUGAAGCAGGCAGCCCAGCUAAAGGAGUCAUCUGUCCUGCAAGAGAAGGAGAGAAGAAGCAAGGAGCUGGGAGAACUUCAAGAAAAACUGAAAGAGAAGCUUGGCCGUGAGGAGCUGUUGCAGCAGAAGUUGUUGGAUGAGCAGUUUGCCUUGUUGCAGGGUACAGUAACUGAGGCAGAAAUCAUCAUUCAGGAUGCUGUGGCCAAAGUGGAUGAUCCUUUGCAUAUACGCUGCACCAGCUCCCCAGAUUACCUUGUAAACCGUGCAGACGCCGCACUGGGCUCAGUUAAUAAAUUGCAGGUUGGCCACUCCAACUAUGUGAAGAAUAUGGAGGAUGCUGGGCCUUUGUUGAGGGCCCUGACUCAGUUCUCUCAUCUUACUGCUGACACUAUUAUCAAUGGGAGUGCAACAGCACACAUGGCACCUACAGAUCUUGCCGAUCGAUUAAUGGACAAUUGCAGAGCAUGUGCCACACAAAGCUUAAGCUUUCUACAGGACCUAAAGUCCAAAGUUUCCAUAAAAAGAGCUGAUCCAGCAUCUGUUCGUAUUGUUAUUCAGAAGAUCCUGCAAAUGGCACAGGACCUCAGGCCUAAAGGCGUAGAUGUUGGAAGGGAGGAGCUGGGAGACAUGGUAGAUAAAGAAAUGGCUGCCACUUCUGCUGCUAUAGAGGAAGCUGUAAGGAGAAUAGAUGAGAUGAUGAAUCAGGCCAGAAGAGACACUGAAGGAGUCAAGCUGGAAGUAAAUGAGAGAAUACUGAAUAGCUGUACUGACCUUAUGAAGGCCAUCCGUCUCUUGGUGUUGGCAUCCACAGAUCUGCAGAAAGAGAUUGUAGAAGGUGGAAGGGGUGCAGCAACAGUAAAGGAGUUUUAUGCCAGAAACUCUCGCUGGACUGAGGGUCUCAUAUCUGCUGCCAAGGCAGUAGGUUGGGGGGCAACACAAAUGGUUGAUUCUGCUGAUAAGGUGGUGUUGCACACGGGCAAGUAUGAAGAGCUUAUUGUCUGUUCUCAUGAAAUUGCGGCCAGCACAGCACAACUUGUUGCAGCAUCCAAGGUAAAAGCAGACCGUGGCAGUAAAAGAUUGGUGAGUCUUCAGCAAGCCUCUCGCCAUGUGAAUGAGAUGGCUGCUAAUGUGGUAGCAUCUACUAAGACAGGUCUGGAACAGAUGGAAGAAAAAGAUACUAUGGACUUUUCUGGGAUGUCUCUGAUCAAGUUGAGGAAGGAGGAAAUGGAGUCUCAGGUGAAGGUCCUUGAGCUGGAGAGCAUGCUUGAAAAUGAGCGUCUACGACUUGGAGAGCUGCGUAAAAAGCACUAUGAGAUAGCAGGCGUUAAUUUGGAACAGUUAGACCAAGAUGACAAUGCUCUCUCUCCAGCAAUCCCCUCCUCCCCCAAAGCCCCCAAACCAACAUUAAUGAAGAAACCAGCCCUUGCACAGAAACCAAACAUUCCUACAAAAAAUAUGUUCAGGUAAAAAUCCCCUUGGAUGAAGAUCAUCAAUUUUUUUUUACCUGCUGGACAACCUUCUGUGUAACAGGGUUUUCCCCCUCUUGUUCUUUUAUGUUUUAACAAAUUAAAAAUGGUAUUUGUUUGUUAAAUGCUGACAUUUUUUAAUCUAAGUUAUAUGGUACUGAUCUAAUCAUGUAGAUAUUCAGGCAUUAAAAACAAUCAAAGAGUCUUAUCUGAAACAAAAUCAUUCUGGUUUUAAGUCAAAGAUGUUAUAACAAGACAUAGUGGAUGCAGAAGUUGCUGACGUAUGGGCCUGUUAUAAGAAAAGAAAAAAUUGGUACUACAAAAAAUUCCUUAAAAUUUUUCUUCUUUUUCCAUUUGUAUUUUCUGUUUAAUGUUUGUAUGUUUUGUUUUUUUCUGAUGAUUAUUUGUGGUUGGUGUUUCUAGGGUUGACAGUUUAUAUUUUCUCACGUCAUAUUACUUUGUCUUAUUCAUAAUAUUUGAAUUGAAUCUACGUUAUUGGACUGAAAAAGCUUAACCUAAUAAACUGACAGCUAAUGAAUUAUUUGAAAUUAUUAUUUAAAAUAAUUAUUUAUUAUUUUAAAUGAGAUAAUCUUGAUUAUUUUAUUAUUUACAGCCCAUGUCAACUCAUUUUCAUAAUACACACACACACACACACACAUUCAGCACUCCCUUGAAAACAAGUUACCAGAAUGGUUGCAUCAGAAUUUAUUUCUUAUAAAUAUAUUUUGUAAUACUCAUUAUUUGCACAAGAGUACAAUGAAAAAAUUCAAGGCAAUUUCUGACAGUGUUGUUUAUAAUAUAAAAUGUUUGUAAAAAGUUAUAGACUGAAAAUCCAGAAACAGUUAAUAAGCCACCCCAUAAUAUUAGAAAGUUCUCAUUGUGUUACCCUGUUUAUAAGUCGCUUUUUAAACAAACUGCAGUCUUAACUGAUUUUACUACUUAGUAUGUCACUGCUAGUGUAGGGUGAAUUCAGAUAUAUUAAACAUUUAGCAUUUUUGCCAUACAUUGGUUUGACAGUGGCUUUAAGUAUCAAGGUUUUUAAUACCACAAUGAUGAAAGUAUAAAUAGAAUAUCCUAUAAAUCUAUCUGUUAUAAAGCAAAUUUAUGCAAAUAUGGUAAGACUAAUAAAAUGUGUUUCCCUAAUCCUUUCUUUAUACAUGAACUGUCUUUACAUCUAAUUUAUUGAUACACAAGUUUCUUACAUUAUUACUGAAAUUGUUCUGCAGAUUUAACUUGAAUGCAGGAGUAUACAAUUAUCAGGAUGCUGUGUUUUUUAGCUCACAGAUUAAAGAGAUGUACAUAUCAACUGCUGGAGUAACUGCUACAUAUGCAAAAUGACCACUGCAAGAAGACAUGUAAAGAUAUUUUAGGUAUUACAUAUUAAAAUGUAACACCAUUUUAAAAAUUGACAAAAAAUUAAAAUAUAUUUUUCUCAAAUGUUGCCUUAAGCUCUAACAUGAAUACAUUUACAUAUUUUAGCUGAAGAACAAAAAUCUGUUGGAUAAAAUAUUUUAUUGGUUUAUUUUGUUUAUCUUUAGUUGUGCGUUUUUUUUUUAUCUCAACUGAUUUUGGUUUAAGUUGCCUGGGUUUUGGUUAAGAAAAAUCGUAUAUUAGAUCAUUUCUGACUGGUGCUAAGGCAACAUUGCCAUGAGCUUUUAAAAAUGAUUUUGCAAAACAUUAUACCAUUAAAGCAACUGUUACAAAACAUUUUUGUACUAUUUUAAAAUUAGAAUGUUAACUUGGUGGUUAAUGUAUAGAAAAACUAUUUACAGAGUAAUGUGUGGAGGUCUUAUCUAGUGUUGUAGAUUCGUUGACAAAAGGUAUCACAAAUAAAAUUUAACCUUUCAUUCCUUUUCAUUUUUGUUUACUUAGCAUUGUUGUAAUACCAAAUCUGUUAAUAUAUUUGAGUUAUUUCUGAUCACCCCAUGUAAUUAACAAAUAAAAGUUGAGUAUAAAUAAAUGUU
Messenger RNA from Clarias gariepinus (North African catfish), 5416 nucleotides. It is a transcript of the gene hip1rb, whose product is annotated as huntingtin interacting protein 1 related b. Gene Ontology annotation, biological process: clathrin coat assembly; endocytosis; actin filament organization. NCBI's taxonomy places the organism in Eukaryota, Metazoa, Chordata, Actinopteri, Siluriformes, Clariidae. Gene Ontology annotation, molecular function: clathrin-cargo adaptor activity; phosphatidylinositol-3,5-bisphosphate binding; clathrin light chain binding. Gene Ontology annotation, cellular component: clathrin-coated vesicle; actin cortical patch. Bases 259 to 3453 code for a protein of 1064 amino acids. The transcript has 32 exons. The record is from RefSeq and is a predicted model, not a curated record.